Molecule: messenger RNA, 732 nt
Organism: Phanerochaete carnosa HHB-10118-sp
Lineage: Eukaryota; Fungi; Basidiomycota; Agaricomycetes; Polyporales; Phanerochaetaceae
Exons: 2
Coding region: 1-732 (243 amino acids)
Source: RefSeq, a predicted model, not a curated record
AUGUUUUCCCCUCCUCGUGAUCCGCAGGCUGACGGCACCGCAGCCGGCGGGCACCUCGCGUCUAGGCCCGCGUCUUCCGAGUCGUGGUCCGCCAGCGCCGAGUCCACGGACCAGUCGUCCGACAACGAAAGCGUGGCGCACUCACAGUUUGGUGCAGACGGCGAGGACGGCGGGUCGCACACCCUGUCUGCAGACGGCGACGCCCCCGAGUCCCCGCCGCUCUCCCGGCGCCACGGCGGCGGCCGACGCACGCCGCCCGAGCUCACGCUGCCCGACUCCUCGGACUCGCCUCUGCGUUCCUUCAGGGCGCGCCCGCCUGGCCAUCGCAAACGACCUAGCCACGUACACGUCCUGACGCGCAUGAUGCCGACGAAAGACGGUCGAGCUGCUACACCCGCCUCUCCCGCUGCGUUGAGGCUUCAAGCGGACGAGGCCAGUUCUCCCGUCUCGCCCGGCACCGACUGGAAGAACUUCGUCCAGCAGUUCAGGAGUGCACGGACCUCGCUGGGGCCCACGGACGCCAUUUUUGCCGCGCUCAGCUCUCCGCCGAAAAGACCGGCUAGGACGGCUCACUCGCGUACGAGCUCCGAUACGACGACCUACGACGACCAAGAAGACUCUGACUCCUCCGUGGACGAAGACCGGGAAAGAGAGGAGACGCUUCGAAAGGCUGAAGAGUACUUCUUUGCCGGUCGUCUAUCCCAUGAAGGACAUCAGUCAGAUAUAAUGUAG